AUGUUGGCGUGCGGGCACAUAGAUUGCCGGCGAGUUCGCAGGUUCCCGGCUCACCUGAACCUUCGAGACGUGAGCGGAAUGGACGCGGGGACGUGUCACACGGGCCACAAGAAGAACGGGGAAAAGGCGAGCAGCAUCGCUCAAAAAGCGGCCCAAGAAGCCAAAGCCGCAUCGGAUGCUCAAAACGUCGCCGGCCAACAGGCGGCUCGUCAGGUGAAAGCUCAGCUGGCUGAAAAGGCGGUACAAGCUGCGAAAGCAGCGGAAGCUGCUCUGUCCGGCAAAGAGGCGAUAGUGGAGCAGCUGCAAGAAGAGGUGAAAGAAGCGCAGUCGGUCGUGCAAGAAGAGAGCUCAUCUCUGCAGCAGGCGCAGACAAACGUCAACGCCGCCAUGGAAGCGGCGCGUCAGUCGCAGCAACAGAUGAAGACCUUGACCCAUGCCCUGCAGACCGCCAAGUCGAAUUUGGGGAACGCGCAGGCGGCCGCCCAGGGUGCCCAGCAGUCGAUGAACGAGAAAGAGGAACUCCUCGAGGCGGCCAAGAGGAGGGUCGAGGAGCUCACGAGUCAGCUGCAGGCUGCUAAGGUCGACCUCUCCAACACCAACCAGGCAGCGGCUAAGGCCAAUGCCGCGGCUCGUGAAGCCAAAAUCAACGCCACCAGGAAUAGGAGGCGAUCGGCCCUGAUCGAACCCUCGGAUUCUAGUCGCGUUCGCCGACAAAGAGUCGUCGAUCAGUGA
Messenger RNA from Orussus abietinus, 732 nucleotides. RefSeq lists its product as uncharacterized. The record is from RefSeq and is a predicted model, not a curated record. The transcript has 4 exons. Bases 1 to 732 code for a protein of 243 amino acids. Lineage: Eukaryota; Metazoa; Arthropoda; Insecta; Hymenoptera; Orussidae.